AUGACCUCCAAGUUAUCAGAUAACGCUAUCAAGUCAUCGCAUUUUGCUGUCGUAUCAAGUGGUAUUCAACUCGUGCCUGCCAUUCAACGCCGUAUUUCCGACGUUAUAGCGUUCCAGACGUGGAAUGAGGUUGUAUCAAAUGGAAAGAAUGAAGCGUUUCCAGUUGCUGUGGAAGAUCUGAGUAUAAGUUCAAAGACAGCUGCUGAAUUGGGGCUCGAGAACAAGGAAGUUGUGUAUUGUAAGCUUCAAUUGGUCAUUGAAGGAAGCUCACGUACUGAAGUAACGACAGUGUCCAGUACGCAAGAUACUGACUGGUUUAUGUGGAAAUUGGAGCGUGCUGGAGAGUACCGAAUACGAGGAAAUGAAGCUUUCAAGCACGAGAACUACAGCUCUGCCGUGCGGCUCUAUAAACGAGCCUUGGCGUGGCUUGAAUCACCACGUACGGAAUCCGAGACGUCAUUGGAGACUAACGUUCCAUACUCGGAAAAUGAGCUGCAACACGUCAAUCCUAUAGCUGUCGCCUGUUAUGUCAACAUGGCUACGUGCUACUCAAAGUUGCACAGAGUCGGUGAUGUAGACCGCUGUAUUGCUGCUGCUUCAAGUGCACUGGCACUGGAUAAUGCACACGUGAAAGCUCGAUAUCGUCGUAGCCAGGCGUACGUAUCGUCAAAGGAGUUUGACCUUGCGUUGGCCGAUCUCACAAAGCUACGCGAGCUAGAGCCAAAUAACAAGUUGUUCCACUCUGCAAUGGCAAAAGCUCAAUCUGCUAAGACGAAAUUUCGCAAGAAACAGCAGGACGCAUACGCGACCCUUCUUAACAAACACAUUGAUCACAGAUAG
This is a messenger RNA of Peronospora belbahrii, 840 nucleotides long. The record is from the annotation of a GenBank genome assembly. Lineage: Eukaryota; Oomycota; Peronosporomycetes; Peronosporales; Peronosporaceae.